Molecule: messenger RNA, 1314 nt
Organism: Acyrthosiphon pisum (pea aphid)
Lineage: Eukaryota; Metazoa; Arthropoda; Insecta; Hemiptera; Aphididae
Product: kelch-like protein 3
Exons: 2
Coding region: 943-1290 (115 amino acids)
Molecular function (GO): protein binding
Source: RefSeq, a predicted model, not a curated record
AAUAUAUCUUUUAUAAAAAAAUAAAACUUAAAUAAAUUAUAAAACUGUUUGCAGAAUACUGAAUAACACAGCAAUACGCCAAUAGGUACAUAAUAAUAAUAUUGAAAUGUAAUUAAAAUUCGGAACAUAUCAAUUUAACUAGGCGAGUGUAUGUUGAAUUGAAUUAAAAAUAUAAAACAAUAAAACGUGGAAAUAUACAACCAUUAUAGUAUUGAACACAAUUAUUUGUGCAUGCUUAAUUCAGUGUAAGAGUACUACUAGGCAGUAAGUAUUAACGUAAGUACCUAAGUCUCUACCUGCACAGUCACUCAGAACGAGUAACGACAGAACACAGAACACUCAGUGUUUACUAUUAAAUUAAUGUAUAGAUAGAUUAUACCUAAACUAAAAUACAGUAUCUGCAUUUUAUAGUCGUAUUGGCUAUUCUGGCUACAUAAAUAAAACUAGUUCCGCUUCUAAAAACAUUUAAAAUAAGGGGUCACUCAAUUUUUUCCAAUGGUAAAAAAACUCGGUAAAAUGUACGUAAAUUUACUUUUUCCCGUUAAUUUUACAGAGUAAAUUUACUGAACUCACAUACCUAAUUAAGUUACCACACGAUUAACCACGAUGCCGUGUUGUUGGACAUAGCUGAACAUUUUUCGUGUACACGGCAAACGUGUAUAGUGAAAACCCGCCUUAACGGUUAUCAUAGUGUUUGAAAUAUAAAAUACGGUUAUCGGUUAUCAAAUAUAAAAAUUAAACGAUAACCGGUUACCGGUUUUCAAAAGUUUUAGGCUCCUGCCGGAGACGAUUACCAACUUUAUUGAUAACGGUUUUAAGCCCUGUUUAAAAUACGUUUUAUUUUAUUUAAUUGUAUAGGUUGGGGGUGCUGGCAAUGGUAAAACAUUGAAAUCUGUUGAAUAUUAUGAUCCCACUCUUGACUCAUGGACACCAGUUGCAGAGAUGUCUACAAACCGUCAAGGUGUUGGUGUAGGAGUCUUGGACGGUCUUAUGUAUGCUAUUGGUGGCUAUGAUGGAACAUUUCUUAAAAGUGUUGAGGUUUAUAGACCAAGUGAUGGAGUUUGGUCUUCUGUAGCUGAUAUGGAAAUAUGCCGAUUUCGCCCUGGAGUAGUGGCAUUAGAUGGUUUAUUGUAUGUGAUGGGCGGAAGAUUUGAUGGAUUUAUCUAUAGUGAUACUGUAGAAAUUUACAACCCCAAAACCAAUACUUGGACAAUGGAGAGAUUUUCGAGAAGUCGUGUGGACAUUUAUGGUGGAGUAGUUGUUGAUAGACCACCAAAUUUUAUUAAUUAAUGAGCAUUAUUGUUGAUAGUGAAU